This is a messenger RNA of Amoebophrya sp. A120, 4776 nucleotides long. NCBI's taxonomy places the organism in Eukaryota, Dinophyceae, Syndiniales, Amoebophryaceae. The record is from the annotation of a GenBank genome assembly.
AGAGUAAUUGUCCGUGAACAAAAUAGUUGUAGAAGGCUGGUGGUACUAGCGGUUGUACCAACACCAAGUACAGCAACUCUGACGGUAUAAUUUACAUCACGCUCCUGUUCCACUUUGACUUUAACCUCGACGGCGAAAGAACUGCUUGUCAGCCGUUCUCUUAAUUUACACAGCUGUACUCAUUUUCGACAACCCUGAAUCAACUUUCAAGAUCAACUAUCAAGAUGGGUCCCCGGUCUCCUGCCUCGCGCCGCGAGCGUUUCGACGUAGGAGACGUGCACAACACUCUCUCCCCUUCGUUCUUUGUCAUGCAAAACCACAACUGCAUUUCCAUUUGCUGCCUUGUGGCACUGUUUGCAUGACAAAUUUGAAUUUCGGAGGCGCAACCAGUACUAUCUCCGGCUGAUCAUGAGCUUGUGAUGCACCCGCUCGAUGAAUGCUGGUGUUUGUAUUGCUGUUCAUGCAAAAUUACAAAGGCCGGGGAGAGGUGGGAGUUGUGCACUCUCAUACGACAGCGCCGACAGCAUGAAAUCUGUCGUGGAAGAGGACAGCCGUCCGCCGAAGCCGAAGCCGCAGGGCUCGAUUUCCCGGGCGCUGAACAUAUGGGGUUCUCAAACGUAUACAUUCUCAACUGUUACAUGAUUUGUCAUGCAAAAUUGCAAUCAGAAUCGACACGAUCAAGCUGUCGCGCUGGCUAGCUGGCCGGGCUGUACUGAUCAGGUGUGGUGGGUAGCUCCCGACUGGUUGGUACUUUUAUUGAGGCGACUUGCUGUGGUAGCGCUCGGCUUUUGUAUGUUGAGGUCGCCAAAAGUGCUUCCUUGCCCACCCCCCGGGGAGGGGAUCCUUGACCUGUGGCGCUGGGUGCGGGUGUCCACUACAUGAUGAUGAUGAAGCUGCUUCGCAUUACAAAUUCUCGAAGAGCCCAACAGGCUGAGAAUCUGUGCGAAAUCUGUCAUGCAAGACGCGCAAGGUCCCCUCUUUCACGGUUGCCGUUCUUGCAUCACAAAUCCAUGUAACAGUUGAGGAUGUAACAGUUGAGAACGCCAUAGGGCACCCGCCCAGGUUUGAAUCCGUUUCUGGCUGUAUGUGUAGGUGAAAUCAGUCAUGCAUGUCAUUUGGUAAGUUCUUGUCUGGUCGUGAAUUUGUCAUGGGCACCGCACUAAGGUUUCGUGUUUGUCAUGCUUCUACGCCUAAUACGAAUCGAGAUCGACAAGAUCGUGGUCGUGAUUUCACAUACCAUACGCUGCCCAGCAGGAUACGGAGGUGGCGGACCGUAUCCUGAGCAAAAACGUCCCCACCUCCCCAUAGUCAAAAUGGGAAAUCCCCUAGACAAAAUCAGCCACCUGUGGUUGUUGAUGCGCAUGACAAGUUUAUUGGCCUCAUAGUGUAUAAAAUCCUGUAGUUUAGCUUGUUCAUCUUCAGCAGCAUCACAGAUCCAGCCCGUUAUGCUGAAUGGAGCAUUACAAAUUUCAAAACCCGACUAGAAAUAAGCUUUUGUAGCAUGGACCUCCGCAUGAGAAACAUUUUGGGCAUGCAGAAUUGCAUGACAACUAUGUUGGGGACGUUUUUCCAUAGGAUAGACCGCCGCCGCGCGUUCAUGAACAGCAUCAUGGACGAUUCCGAGGACGACGACUAUGCAUCGCCAAAGCAUCUUCGUACUAGUGGAAACUGCAUCACAAACUUGCUCAGCAUGACAAAUGGAAGUUGUCAUGCUGCUUUACCGUGAGAAGGAGAUUUGUCAUGCAAGCAUAGCUUCGAUAGUACUUUUGCAAUGCAUAACGACGACGUGAAUGUCAAAUUCGCGACCGUGUUCGUGAUAUCCUGUGCAAAACUAUCGUACUAGUAGAAAUCGUAAUCGAAAAAUGACAGAUUUCUUCAGCAUGAUGAGAAAUGAAAUUUGUAAUGUCGAUGUACCUUGAGGAAGAGAUUUGCAAUGUGUGAAUGCGAUUGGUAGAAGUGCGAUAUUUUUGCAGAGGAUACGUGAAAGACAAGGACGAGAAGACCCAGGCGUACUCCUUAUGCAUUGCAAAUAUAUCUGGUUCAGGUGAAAAAAUGCAAGCUCUGUCAUGCUUAUCUGGCAUGACUGAAGAGUUUGUGAUGCGUUUCCAAGAACUAGAAAAGACCUAUUUGCUUGUCAUGCAAAAUACACGCAGUUUGUCAUGCGAGAAGAGCAGCACUUCUAAAAAGCUGCGCAAAUAUAAAUUUUUUAUGUCCGGCUGUGCAUUACUUACUAGAAUUACAGGGCAUUUCUCACUAUUCACAACCCCGCAUUUUUACAAGUUUCCAGACCCAGACACAUUUGUAUUUGAUACACCUAUCCCGGCGGCAAGGUCGUGGACUCGGCUACGAAGCAGUACGGCAUGUAAGCAAGAAAAAAAAUGUGUAUGUAAGUGUAACUUUGUGUCGCAGACGAUGCAAGACAAUUACGCGUGUCAUGCUGGACAUGUGUCUGAGGGUCUUUUCGUACGUGUUUUCACGUACCAGCUACGCAUGACAUGCAGAGCAAACUUGUGAUGCUAUUCCUCCCAGAAAGUUACACUUACGCAGUUUUUUUCUUGCAUAGCAUGACGAGCAAGACCACUACCACUUCGGACGAGCAAAAGGGUAGUAGUACUAAGGAACAACGCAAACAGAAACACACCUCCUCCAAAGAGGACCACGACUACAAAGAGGAUAAGGAUAUUACCAAAAAGAAGAAGGAAGACCGCAAAAAGCGCCUAUCAAAAGGAAAAAUCCCCCCUCCCCAUAUCAAAACGAAAUUUCUGAUGCUGGAUUUGGAUACACAGAUCACAUUUGUCUUGCAGCAGAGGACUGCAGGCAUAUGCCGAGCCUGAGGCGAGAGGUUUUGACGUAGGUGCCUAGCAUGACAAACGUCUAUGCUGUAGGCCCAACAGCAUCACAAACCGCCUACAUAGUGCGGCGGACUCUCUAGAGUUGCCCUCUUGCAAGACAAACAGGAUUUGUCGUCACAGAUCUACAUCACAAAUUUUCAGGCGCAUGCGUUUUCAAUACGGGGAGGGGGGAUUUUUCCUUACGAUAGCGCCGUGAUGACCGCUCGUCGUCUGACAGCGACAAGUCCUUGCCGGAGGGCAGGCUGAAGAAGCGGGAGAAGCGGGAACGUGUAUCAAAUGUAAAAAUGUCUGGGUCUGGAAGAUUGCCAGGUUUGUCAUGCACAUUUUGCAUGACUCCUGAUGUCUGUGAUGCAUGCCCUAGCAUCACAGAUUUUGUGAGGGCUUCCUGAUGCCUACACCGCAUGACAAAUGCUCUUUCCGUGUAGCAAAACUUGGACUCUCGUUGCUGCUCAUGCAAUACAGAUUUUUUUAGAAUCCAAAAUCAGCACGACAAGUUGGAUUCUUCCAGACCCAGACAUUUUUACAAUUGAUAAUGUGAUGAAGAAUACUAUAAGUCCACCUCGUCGGACCACGAGUACCCGGGACAGCACCCGUUGGCCAUGCGGGAAUUAAAACGCCAACGCGAGGAAGAAGAAAAGCGGAAGCGAAUGCGGAGGUCGGUACGCAAUAAAAAAAUUGUGUAGAGUGUAACUCUGUAAUGCAUAACGACGUAACACAGUAUAUCAUUUGUCAUGCUGGCCAGCAAUGCGGUCCUCUUUUCAUCAACAUAUGUGUUUUAUUCACUAUCACUGAUACUAGCUGUGCACCAUGACAGACUUCCUCUGUGCAACAUCGGAGCAAAUUGAAAUUUGUCAUGCUGUCACACUAGCACAGCUUUUUUCUUGGAUAGUGCUCCUACGACGCGCCUGCCUCGGAGGGGGACAUGGAAGGAAGAGACUACCCGGGACCGCACCCAUUGGCCAUGCGGGAAUUAAAACGCCAACGCGAGGAAGAAGAAAAGCGGAAGCGGAAGGCGGAGUCGUCCGAUCACAGCCGCGAUUAUGUAUCCAAGAAAAAAACGUUGUUAGUGUAAAUUUGUGAUGCGCAACAUGCAAGACGAUUGCGUCUGCCAUGCUUGGCAUGCAUCGUAGGGCCCAUUUGAGGGCGUUUUCACGUAGUACUAUCUGCGCGCGACAGGUUUUUGCUGUCAUGCCAGACAAAUUUGUAAUGUUGUUCCUCCAAAAAAGUUACGCAAUGUUUUUUUGUUGGAUAUUAUGCAAUGCAAAUUUACCGGUUUAUGGUCUAGUACAUAAUACAAAAUGCAUCGCAAAUUUGUUUGCCAACCUGAGGCACAUUGAUUAAAAAGACUAAGAACACUUGUCAUGCUCCUGAGAAUGCAGCUCUGGUGCGGUGGGACGAGAUGAAAAUUUGUCAUGCAAUGCUCUACUACGGCCUCUGUGGGAAAUUUGGUUUCGAUCGCGCUUCCAGUGAGGAUCGGUAUGCGAAGAAGAAGAACCGCAGAAACUGAACGGGUGAGGGGGAUAUUACAACUUCAUCCUCUACAUCUUCAAGGGGAAGAGCCACUACAUCAAAACCUGGAUUAUAGGAUUGUAGAUGGAACAGAAUCUUGUGCUACUUGUUCAAGAAUGUGAGCAGUACAGCAGUUUUCGAAGAAACUUCUAUGACUUUUUCAAGAAACUACAGGUAUACGAAUUUAUUACUUGACAACCAGGACCCACCUGCUGCUCGUGGUAGGUGAGGGUUCAUCUUCUUCAUGCUGUGUUUUUUUCUAAAGGCGAACGACGAUUGCGAGUGGCAAGUAUUUUUAAAACACCUUCUAUUUAUUGAUUCACAUCUGCGAUACUGGAUGCGCAAACGGAAUUCAGAUUCUUGAAGCCAGCAUGAGCUCCUACAAAUUUUGUCUUUAUCCCGAUAAGACAAAAAA